AUGGCUACCGCCGGGGCGCGACCUGUGGAGCUGGCCUUUGCCGAGUUGGCGCCGGCUUGACUGCUGCGCAGCUAGCAGUUCCGCAGCAGGGUGGGUGUACGAGCCCCCGCCAGGCCACGCCACUCCUUCCACCGCGGCAUCUUCAGCUUCUGCUGCGGCAAGCCGCCGUGCUAUGCCAGCCUACGAGUUUCUAGGAAUCAGCUACCCAGGAAAAAUGAUUUUUAUUCAUAUGGGCCACCUUCUGAGAAUCCUCCCCCAGAAACAGGAGAAUUUGUGUAUCUCCAGCUUAAGUCUGGUGCUCAUCUCUGCAGGUUUUGUGCCUGUUUAGGCUCCAAAACUUGCUCUAGAUGCCACAAAGCGUAUUACGGCGGCAAGGAGCAUCAGACCCUAGACCGGAGAUUGGGACAUAAGCAGGCUUGUGCACAACCAGAUCAGCUGAACCUUACAACUCCAAACCACAACUUCCUUUUUCCAGAAUUUGAAAUAGUAAUAGAAGCAGAAGAUGAGAUUAUGCCUGAGGUUGUGGAAAAGGAAGAUUAUUCAGAGAUUAUAGGGAGCAUGGUUAAGCAGUUCCAGGACUUCAUUCGUUAA
Molecule: messenger RNA, 591 nt
Organism: Rhinopithecus roxellana (golden snub-nosed monkey)
Lineage: Eukaryota; Metazoa; Chordata; Mammalia; Primates; Cercopithecidae
Product: programmed cell death protein 2-like
Exons: 2
Cellular component (GO): nucleus
Source: RefSeq, a predicted model, not a curated record